AACAAAAAUGGCGGACACCGAGUCGGACGGUUGUGCAAACCCAGAAAACAAAUCUGACAUGAAGAUGGAGGAUCAAAGCAGCCAGAAUAAAGAGGAAGGCACGGAUUUCAGUCAGGAUCCUUUUAAGAAACCGGCCAUUUUCUUGGCGCCGUCUGUAGCACUGAAGAAGAGCAAAAGUGUGCAGAAGAUCACACCUGAGAUCUUUCAUGAUGACAGCUGUGCAGUCCCUAAAGAUGGGAAAGAACCUUCUCAAGAAGAAUCCACAACGGGUGAUGAGAAGUGCUUGAAACAUGAUACUGAAAGUCCAAAUCAGACUCCUGUGUCUGGAAAGAUGGUCCAUGCCACACCAAAACCAGAGAUCAAAUCCAGAAACACAUCCAAAGUGCCACCAAGUGGUAAAUUUCCUCCUCUUCCAUACACAGAGCCUCCAUGGGCUGGGGUACCAGGUGUCCCUUACACCUUUGAGCUGCUUAAAAAUGGUGCCAUACUGGACACAGUGCCUCUCAGUCAGCAGAGUUACUUCGUGGUGGGGCGCUUACCUGUGUGUGACAUCUCUCUGGAGCAUCCGUCCAUAUCACGUUAUCAUGCCGUGGUGCAGUAUCGUGGAAAGGCAGGAGACACCGGUGUUGUAGGAGAGGAGCUUGGGUUCUACAUCUACGAUCUGGGCAGUACUCAUGGAACCGUUGUAAACAAGAACAAGAUCCCUCCUAAAACUUAUAUGAGAUUGCACGUCGGCCAUGUCGUGAAGUUUGGAGGAAGCACGAGGCUCUUUAUCCUCCAGGGUCCUGAAUCAGAUGAAGAGGCCGAGUCGGAGCUGACGGUUACAGAGCUGAAAGAGCGAGCCAGAAAGCAGCGAGAAGAGCUAGAGAAGAGGAUGAUGGGAGAUGGUUCAGAUGAUGAUGAUGAUGAUGACGAUGAUGAUGACAAGGAGGAGAAGAAGAAUGAAGAGAACAUUGCUCGUGGAAGAAGUCCUGCAGAAGACAGUGGCUGCUCGUGGGGAAUGGGAGAGGACACAGCCCCAGAGGAGGAGGAGAACGAGGAGAAUCCGUUUGCCACAGAGUUUCAAGAGGACCAGGAAGCAGCUUACCUGAAAGAUCCUAAAAAGGCUCUGCAAGGGUUCUACGAUCGAGAAGGAGAAGAACUGGAGUUUGAAUAUGACGACAAAGGACAUGGCACCUGGCUCUGCAGAAUCAAGUUGCCGGUGGAUGAUGCUAUGGGUAGGCAGCUGGUCGCUGAAGUCACACACACUGGUAGGAAGAAGGAGGCGGCUGUACAGUGCUGUCUGGAGGCGUGCCGCAUGCUGGAGGCUCGAGGUCUGCUGAGACAGGAGGCAGUCUCCCGCAAGCGUAAAAAGAAAAACUGGGAGGAAGACGAUUAUUACGACAGCGAUGACGACUCCUUCCUGGACCGGACGGGUACUGUUGAGAGGAAAAGGAAAGAACGCAUGAAGAAAGCUGGAAAGAUCCAGGAGAGACCUGAGACAUAUGAGACUCUGGUUGCUAAGCUUGCUGAAGUAGAGAAAGAACUAGCUAAAACUGAGAGCACACUCAGUUCUUCUGAGAAAGGGGACUCCAGCUCAGCUACAGAGGACCCUCUGGAUGCGUUUAUGAGCUGUGUGCGCAGUCAGGCUGCUGUAGAUGUGGUGCAGAGGAAGAAGCUGCAUCUGCACGUAGCUGAGCUGAAGAAGGAAGUGCAGCGACUGCGGAAACUCAUCGACUUAACCAGACCCACUCAGCUGCCCUCGCUGCAGAGCCGGCCUGGCAAUCAAUCAUCUGAGCCUGACAAGCCCAAGAAGCUCAGUCUGCCUUUGUUUGGUGCUAUGAAAGGUGGCAGCAAGUUUAAACUGAAGACAGGGACCAUAGGGAAGUUGCCUCCAAAAAGGCCCAGUCUGCCUCCUGAGCUCUUCAACAUGAAAGAACUACCGCCUGGAGGAGAGGAAGAAGAAGAGGAAGAGGAUGAGCAAGAGGAAGGAGGAGGAAAACCAUAUGAAAUGGACAAAGAGUGUAAAGAUGCUGUUUCAGAGGUUGAUAUGGAGACGGAACACACCGAAGGAACCAGUUCACAGAGCCCUAAAGAGAAAACCCAGGACUCGGCGAAACAAACCAUAAAGGGGCCUUCUUCACACGGAAACGAGAAGGCUAAAUCAGUUCAUCCUGAAGACGACGCCCCCUCAGCACCUCAAGGGGAAGAUCAACCCCAGAAGAAGAGUGGGAAGAUGAUUGGUCCCAGCAGGGUGACACUGAGACAGACUAUCAGUAAUCACUCGGGUCACAUUACAUCCAUAGACUGUAUAAAAUCAAGUUCAGUGAUUUCUCAGCAGCGUUAUUUAACACGAUCAGUUGAUGGCGGAAUGGAAGGAGGCGGUUCUUCUGGAGAACGCACGCACUCAUGGCUUUACCUAGAACCCAUGUUUCAGUUUUCUGAAAGGAUUAAAGGUUUGUUUCAUUUUAAAUGUUUGCCGAAAAUGAACCACAUCACGACCUAUAAAACUCACCAUCCAACCUGCGGAAGCAUAUUGAGGUAGAUAAACGUUUUAUUCCAAGAGAAAGCUUGCAAUAAAGUUGUUUGUGCUUUUAGAGCUACGUUGCAAUAGCUAUGCAGUCUGGUUAGUCACAUGACUUUCUAUGGAUUCGCCCGCCAAGUCACCAUCGCCUUGUCCACGGGUAACGUUAACACAUAGCUAGUUAACUUGGACACAGUUAGUUAGCAUGUAAAAACGGAGUCACGCUAACAUGAAUAACGUUAACUUAUCUGAAGUCGUUUCAGAAAUAUGUUUUAGCAUAAUCUUGCCAAAUAAACAAUGUAGAAAUCUUUCUUUUCUAGUAGCGUUAGCUACCCAAUAUCAUUUCGAGUUUGAAAAGAGUUUGCUAGCAUGUCAGGUGGAGUUUCACUGACUAGCUAGCUUAACGUUAAACCACCAUGAUGCACAGCAUGCGUUCAUUUUGUGAAUUCACAUUUCUGUCUUUGGUAACGGCAUUAGGUUUUGUAAGCGCUGUGGCAAUAAUACAACAAUGCGUUAACGGAAAAUGUACUUUUAAUACUCAAGCAUUUUUAAAAGCAAGUACUUCAGUACAUUAACUUAAGUAAAAAUUUGACUGGACAACUUUCACUUGUAUCGGAGUAACAUUUGACCAGCGGGAUCUGUACUUUGACUUAAGUAAUGAAGUUGGGUACUUUAUCCGCCUCUGAAAAUGUGAAAUGUUUUGUUUGUUUGUUUUUAACCACAUAAUUCCAUAUAUGUUCCAUAUAAUAUAAUUGUAAUGUCUUCAGUAUUGUUUUACAUUGCAGAAAAUACAAAAUGCAGAAAAACCUAUGAAUAAGUAGGGGUGUCCAAACUUUUGACUGGGACUGUAUAUCUAAAUCCACACAAAAAUGAUCCAGUGACUACAGAUUGAGCUGUUGACGUGGCCAUGACAGUUCCUGAUCUAAACCCCCACUGAAAACCUGGGAAUCCAGAACCCUGAAGAAUCUUGAGAGCGUCUGCUUUAAGGAGUCCGUGGAGAUUUCAAUAAGAUCUCAGAAGACUUGGUGUGGUUGGGAUGUUGGUUGGGACGUCACACAAAAUAAUGCCGGGGUGCCGAAAGAAAAGUUCUUUCUUUUGAAGUAAAUAAAUUUUACUUCAAUUAAGGAUUCUAUUCUGGAGGUAUUUAGAGUGUUGGAUGAAGGACAAAGUCCAAUAUAAAUAUAUAUAAUUUCUUUACAUAGCUUUACCAAAGGUGCCAAUAAUUCCAGAUGUGACUGUACAACAGUAUAUUAUAUGUGCAUAUAAUGAUUUAUUCUAUCCACAUUCACUGGAUAUGAGCAAUCGCAUGCUAUGAUUGGCUACUCUACUACUAGGAUAUCAGCUCGCAUACCGUGAGUAGAGAAAAACAAGAUGGCGGAGUGUGUUGCUGAAGCAACUGAGGACGAAAUAAAAACUACUCGAAAACAAAACCCCAAAAAAUUAAAAAACACAACAAAAUAUGGAUUGAAAGUAUUUGAUGGUAAGAACAUCUCAUCUUCAAGUAUUAAAGGUCCCAUGGCAUGGUGGUUUGUUGAUGCUUUAAACGGGCUCGUGGAGGUUUCCGGAUGUUAUAUCCACAGCCUUUCUCGAAAUGAACCCUCGGCACGUAGAUAUAGCCUCUUGGGAGAAAGCCCCAUUUCAGCCCUUUUCCCAGUGCAUC
Neoarius graeffei (lesser salmon catfish) is the source of this 4163-nucleotide messenger RNA. RefSeq names its product solute carrier family 4 member 1 adaptor protein (gene slc4a1ap). The record is from RefSeq and is a predicted model, not a curated record. The transcript is spliced from 13 exons. Bases 8 to 2524 code for a protein of 838 amino acids. Gene Ontology annotation, molecular function: protein binding; mRNA binding. NCBI's taxonomy places the organism in Eukaryota, Metazoa, Chordata, Actinopteri, Siluriformes, Ariidae.